Messenger RNA from Anopheles stephensi (Asian malaria mosquito), 498 nucleotides. RefSeq lists its product as uncharacterized. The record is from RefSeq and is a predicted model, not a curated record. The coding region runs from base 86 to 403 and encodes 105 amino acids. NCBI's taxonomy places the organism in Eukaryota, Metazoa, Arthropoda, Insecta, Diptera, Culicidae. The transcript has 2 exons.
UAUUGGUACGAAAAGUCACAUCAGUACUUGUUGUACAUCAGUAAACGAGCCAAACUCCUCAAACAGCUACCCCAACAACCUAACAAUGGCUUUCAAAGUUGCUGCCUUUGCCAUCCUUCUGGUCAUUGCCGCCAUCCACGCUGCUCCCCAGCUGGACCAGCUGCCCAGCGGUAUGACGACGCCGGAAAUCGGUGAGAUCCAGGCGCCGGUCGGUGGUAACCAGACGAACCCGGGAGACCUGGGCAACAACCUGAACACGACCGUUCCCUCGAACCCGGCCGAAGGUGUCGGCGGUGCCGAGAACGCUACCAUGCCGUCGAACAUUGGUGGAGGUAUCCCGAACCAGCUGGGAACGCGGCUCGCCAACCGCAUCAACAGCCGAAACAACAAGAACAAGAACUGAUCCGAUCAAGAGGAAAAAUAAUUUCGACCGCAUAACGACGACGCUGUAGAUGAGAAGCUCUGGAAAAUGCAAAUAUAUUACACAAAAAUCCAUUA